ACAGGUCGCUCGAAUGCAUGUUCGUAUGUCCUGGAUCAUUGCUCGCGUAUGCGCCGCCGCUGUUCCAAACACCAACUGCGCACCAAUCGAUUGGCUUGGAGCAGCGUGACUUGCUGCGCAUGCGCAGCGCAUCAUGCGCCACAUGGUUCGAGUCACUCGAUGUGGCUGUGGCUGGCUGGCUGCGACACCGACAAGCGAGAGCCGAGGAGAUAGGCUCUCGGCGCUCUCUCUCCCAGCGAGGGGAGGCACCGUCGUCCUCGCGAUCUGCAGAUAUUUCUUCGCUCCUCUGACCCCUCCUUGCCCGCACACUUCCCGAGAUCGUCGAGCAGCCAUGGACGCAUUCAAGCAUCUCAACCACGUUUUCCACGCUCACGCGGCUGUCGCUGAUGCCAAAGCCUGGACUGAACUUCUGAAAGCUGAUCCCCCGCAUGGCGCUCUCUCCAACCAUGCUCUUGCCAAAACCCUUGUUGUCAAGCCCAAGGGUGGCAAGGGACCCGAUGUUCCGUUGAUGAUCGUCGCCCUCGACUCGACGGCCACGAACCUCAACGCCAUUGCCAAGCAUCUCGGCAAGAAAGAGGCUCGCAUGGCUAAUGAUGAUCUUAUCAGCGCCACUUUGUCGAUUUCGAAAAAUGAUGUUACCCCCUUCGCGCUCUCAAACGUCGUCGACAAAGCCACCAUUGGUGUUGUUAUUGAUGAUAAUGUCUUUGCCGAUCCUGAACGAUUCCUUGGCUUCCGAGCCUUUGCACCGGACAAGACCCUGUUUGUUCAAGCCGCUCACGUCAAAUCCUUCCUCGAAGACAACGGGGUUGACGCCACCAUCCUGAACUUUGAGCAGCUUGCCUCGUCUGCGCCUGCGUCGACCACCUCAACCCCCAAAGAAACCAAGGCCGCCAAGGUUGCAAAGCCUGUCGCGACGGCUGCUACCAACGCUGACUCUGGCGACAAGCAGAUUCUGAUCGGUAUUGAUGCCAAAAAAGACGAGGACUUCUCGACUUGGUACACCCAGGUUUUGACCCGUACAGAAAUGAUGGAUUAUUAUGACAUCAGUGGAUGCUACAUCAUUCGUCCAUGGGCAUUCAAAGUCUGGAAGUCCAUUCAGCAAUUUUUUGGGUCGGCUAUCGAGGACCUUGGUGUUGAAGACUGCUACUUCCCCAUGUUUGUCUCUCACCGUGCUUUGGAUCGCGAGAAAGACCAUAUCGAGGGUUUUGCUCCCGAAGUCGCUUGGGUGACUAAGGCUGGAUCCUCUGAUCUGGCAGAGCCCAUCGCCGUCCGUCCAACCUCCGAAACGGUUAUGUACCCUGCAUAUUCACAGUGGGUCCGAAGUCACCGCGAUCUUCCCUUGAGGCUCAAUCAGUGGUGCAAUGUCGUCCGAUGGGAAUUCAAGCAUCCCCAGCCCUUCCUUCGUACCCGAGAAUUCCUGUGGCAGGAGGGUCACACAGUCUUUGCUUCCAAAGAGGAGGCAGAUAAGGAAGUUCUGGAUAUCCUUGAUCUGUACCGACGUGUGUACGAAGACCUUCUUGCUGUUCCCGUCGUUCCCGGACGAAAGUCAGAAAAGGAAAAGUUUGCCGGCGGCCUGUACACCACCACCGUCGAGGGCUUCAUCCCCACUAGCGGCCGUGCGAUCCAGGGUGCCACUUCCCACUGCCUGGGUCAGAGCUUCUCCAAGAUGUUCAACAUCAUGAUUGAAAAUGAAAACAAGGAACGAGUCCAUGUCUGGCAGAACUCAUGGGGUAUCACCACUCGAACCAUCGGCGUGAUGGUCAUGGUUCAUGGUGACGACAAGGGGCUUGUUUUGCCUCCGCGUGUGGCCAGCAUCCAAGCGAUCGUCGUUCCCGUAGGCAUUACGGCCAAGACCACCGAUGCUGAGCGACAGGCCCUGUACGACAAAGCCAACGAACUCGUCUCGACUCUGAAGGCGGCUGGCGUCCGUGCCAAAUCCGAUACUCGUGACAACUACACCCCUGGCUACAAGUAUAACCACUGGGAAAUGAAGGGUGUUCCUCUCCGCCUCGAAGUCGGUCCCAAGGAUGUAGCUAAAAACGAAACUCGAGCCGUGCGUCGUGACACUGGUGUUGCUUGCCAGUUGAGCCUCAGCCAAUUGGUUGCCGGUGUUGCAGAGCUUCUGGAAGAUAUUCAAAACGAUAUGUUUGCCAAAGCCAAGAAAGAGCGCGAUGCGCAUAUCGUUCGCCUUGAGAAAUGGGAGGAUGGAGAGGGCUUUGUCAAGUCUCUCGAUGGCAAGAACCUUAUUCUCGCUCCUUGGUGCGAGCGGGUUGCUUGCGAAGAGGCCGUCAAGGAGCGCAGCAGCCGAGUUGCCGACGGUGACGAGCCCCAAGAUGAGAAGGCCCCAUCUAUGGGCGCCAAGACGCUUUGCAUUCCUUUCCAGCAACCCACCGAAAACCCCUUGGUUCCUGGAAAAACUGGCUGCUUUGCUUGUGAGCACAAAGCCGUUAGUUACACUCUCUGGGGACGCAGCUACUAAGCGUGCUUCCUGAGAUACGUAGCUCGGGGGAGGUAGAAGGACCGAUAAGAUUGCCUUUGAUCCUUGCGCUAUGUACGGUCGAUGUAAUAAAAGAACUGGACAUCCAGGUUGCUCUGAUCAA
Molecule: messenger RNA, 2600 nt
Organism: Polychytrium aggregatum
Lineage: Eukaryota; Fungi; Chytridiomycota; Chytridiomycetes; Polychytriales
Exons: 8
Coding region: 134-2479 (781 amino acids)
Biological process (GO): prolyl-tRNA aminoacylation
Cellular component (GO): cytoplasm; aminoacyl-tRNA synthetase multienzyme complex
Molecular function (GO): proline-tRNA ligase activity; aminoacyl-tRNA deacylase activity; ATP binding
Source: RefSeq, a predicted model, not a curated record